AUGACAUCCAAUGAGAAAUUUGAGAAAAUUGCAAAAGAAAUAAUGUCAUCAACAAUAAAGAAAAUAGUUAGAUUUAAAUGUAGUGAUAAACCAGCAAACGAUCCUCGAGAAACAAGUGACCAAGAUCUUACUGAAACUCUUCUUCAAAUUGGAACUAUUCCUGGAGGACCAAAUGAUUUAGAAUAUAUAAUGUGGGGAGAUUCUGGUACUGCUAAUUUCCUUAUUAGUUUAGAAGAUCUUAAAGCAUGCAACUUUACUCGGGUUGGCUAUAUUUGGGAUUGUUAA
Molecule: messenger RNA, 285 nt
Organism: Entamoeba dispar SAW760
Lineage: Eukaryota; Evosea; Mastigamoebida; Endamoebidae
Exons: 2
Coding region: 1-285 (94 amino acids)
Source: RefSeq, a predicted model, not a curated record